Linum tenue is the source of this 1506-nucleotide messenger RNA. NCBI's taxonomy places the organism in Eukaryota, Viridiplantae, Streptophyta, Magnoliopsida, Malpighiales, Linaceae. The record is from the annotation of a GenBank genome assembly.
AUUCACGUUCUCUCCCCCCAAGCUUCUUCCAAAUACAGACUCUGGACAUUUGGCCACCUCUCCCGACGAUCAGAGCGAGAGAAUGUCGAAUAAUAAGAACGUUGGAGUGGCGAUUUGCUUGCUGAUCAUGGCCAUGGAUGUCACUGCUGGCAUACUUGGGAUUGAAGCUGAUAUCUCUCAGAACAAGGUGAAGCAUUUGAAGGUGUGGAUCUUCGAGUGCCGCGACCCGAGCAUCAAGGCUUUCAAGCUCGGGGUUGCCGCCGCGGUGUUGCUAACGUUUGCACAUGUGAUUGCCAACUUGCUCGGCGGGUGCGUUUGCAUGUCGUCCAAAGCAGAGUUACAGAGAGCAUCCGCCAACCGGCAAUUAGCCGUCGCUUCACUCAUCUUCGCAUGGAUCACCAUGGUGGUUGGGUUCUCAAUGCUGAUCAUAGGAAUAAUGGCGAACUCCAAGUCCAGAAAAUCUUGCGGCCUCUCCCACAAUCGAGUGCUUUCCAUUGGAGGGAUUCUUUGCUUCAUCCAUGGGCUCUUCACCAUCGCUUACUACGUCUCUGCUGCCGCCGCAGCCAAGGAAGAACAACACCUUCACGCCGGCCAUGUCUAGCACCAAUUCGAAUUCAAAGCUCAAAUUGUUCCUUAGUUCGAAAUACCCACUUGUAAUCUUCUGUCCAAUCCCCUUCGUUCAUUCACAAACGGAUUUGUUCGCAUAUUCUAAAAUAUAGUUCCGAACAGAUGAAUUCAGAAAUCGAAAUGAAAAUGGAUUUCAUUCAUUAGCGAUCCGAUCAUAGAACCCAUACAAGAAACUGUAAGGAAAUCAGUACAUCUAAUUAACCUAAGCUACUUCCUCUGCAAAUUUCCACUUCACAAUGUCAAGUACAAAAAGAAAGAAACAGAGCAUCUACUCGUCGGCGGCGGCGGCAGAGCGGCCUUUGGCGUCGGCUCUCUUGGGCAAAAGCAUGUUGUGAAUGUUGGGCAUCACGCCGCCGUUAGCGAUGGUGACUGAACCAAGCAGCUUGCUCAACUCCUCGUCGUUCCUCACCGCCAACUGCACGUGUCUCGGGACGACCCUCGUCUUCUUGUUGUCCCUCGCGGCGUUCCCGGCCAGUUCAAGAACCUGAAGAACAAAAAAGAAUCACCAAAACAAUACAGUUAGGUUCCAGAUCUGAGAGCUUUACAUGAUUUGAUUGAGAAACAGGAGUGAGUGGGAAGGUGGGAAAGGGCAAAAUUUACCUCGGCAGCGAGGUACUCGAGGACGGCGGCGAGGUAGACGGGAGCUCCGGCGCCGACGCGGUCGGCGUACUUGCCGGCUUUCAAGAAGCGAGCGAUGCGGCCGACGGGGAACUGCAGGCCGGCUUUCGUGCUCCUGGUGGUGCUCUUCUGGGACUUGCCGGAGCCCAGCGAUUUUCCUCUUCCGGCCAUUGGUGAAGUUGAGAUGAGGAUUUUAAAAAUUUCGUAAAGUUUCGAUGGAGGGAAAUUUGGGAGUGGCGCUAAUUUCACUGAACAGAAGUU